Messenger RNA from Oncorhynchus nerka (sockeye salmon), 4345 nucleotides. Its product is annotated as aldehyde dehydrogenase family 3 member A2-like. Bases 2281 to 3750 code for a protein of 489 amino acids. The transcript has 12 exons. Lineage: Eukaryota; Metazoa; Chordata; Actinopteri; Salmoniformes; Salmonidae. The record is from RefSeq and is a predicted model, not a curated record. Gene Ontology annotation, molecular function: aldehyde dehydrogenase (NAD+) activity; 3-chloroallyl aldehyde dehydrogenase activity. Gene Ontology annotation, biological process: aldehyde metabolic process. Gene Ontology annotation, cellular component: cytoplasm.
UAUUGUGUGUAGAUUGAUGAGAGAGAAAAAAACGAUGUAAUCCAUUUUAGAAUAAGGCUGUAACGUAACAAAAUGUGUAAAAAGUGAAGGGGUCUGAAUAAUUAAUUAAAUGCACUGUAUAAUGACGAGAUGCUCAUAUCUCCGCUUUAACAACGGGAGUCGUUGUCCCAAAGCCUGGAAUGCAUGCGACAAGCUUAGGUUCAAAAUAAUCCCAUUGAACGCUAGCGAAGCCAGUGAGCAUUUGGUCUCCCUUGAUAAAAAAUAAAAAAAGGAUAAAAUAAUUGCAAAUCAGCGUUGAUUUAAACUGAGUGAGCUCGAAUGUGAAUGGUCCAAAAAAAGGUUUGGAUUUGGCUUCAGACCAAUCACAUCAAAAGCAAAAUGUCAUUGUCAGAAAAAACUUGAAUUGUUGUAUCUCGUUGUGUCGUUGUCCUCCGGUGGCUAUUCAGCUAGCUAAAAUGUACCCUUCCCUAAAUUUGCCAUGUAUGGAGAUAGAGAUUUGGACUUGUGGUUUUACUUAAUUCUCCGCACUGGCCAAUGAUUAAAACGGCAAAUCUGAUCUAAGCAUAAAUUCAUAAAUUGUUGUGCCUCUGGCCUGAGAGGAUGGAAGUUCAAUAUGUAGUUAGAUGUAGUACGCUAAUCUUAACUAGUUGGCUCAUCGUUGCCCAUGAAAGGAAGCUAGGCUAGCGAGCAAGCGCUUUAGCAAGGUAGCCAAGAACAACUAAACUGAAAGGGUGUACUGUAUGACAGAGUCAUAGACCGCUUCGUCAACAUGAACGAGAGGAGGAUGACAUUGGCGUUUCUCUACAAGUAGGGUGAGUCAUGUUUUUUCUACUUUUCUACACACACACACACACACACACACACAAAUCAGAAAUCAUGGACAGCCAUAUCAUAUCUAGCUUAUGUACGAAAUAGUUUUUGGUAUCUUUAGUUGUCACUGUUUUAGACUAAGCAGAGGUGAUUUGAAGAUGUUGAAAUGUUUUCAUUGAAAUGGUGCUGGAAUAGUGGAGGCAGCUCCUGUUUUCUUUGCCUCUUGCGGGUAACUCUCUGUGGUUCUAAAUCAAUAGUUGUUUUGUAGUCCGAAAAUGUCAGAAACAUGAAUUUGCCAGACAAUGCUGUAGGUCAUGUAAAUCAAAUCAAAUCAAAUUGUAUUGUUCACAUACACAUCGUUAGCAGAUUAUAUUGUGAGUGUGGCAAAACACUUUAUGCUUCUAGUUCCGACAGUGUCAUUGUCAGAAAAAAUAUCUAACAAGUAUUAUCUAAUAAUUCCACAACAAAUACCUAAUACACACACAUCUAAGUAAAGGAAUGGAAUAAGAAUAUAUAAAUAAAUAGAUGAGCAAUGACAGAGCAGCAUAGGCAAGAUGUAGUAGAUGCUUUAAAAUAUAGUAUAUACAUAUGAGAUGAGUAAUGCAAGAUAUGUAAACAUUAUUAAAGUGACUAGUGUUCCAUUUAUUAAAGUGACCAAUGAUUUCAAGUCUAUAUGUAGGCAGGUAACAUCACAACAUUGUUUGUUACAUGGAAUAUGCUUUGUGGACAUCAACAGACAGUUGUUGCUCUCUGGUUUUGUGAUUAAACAAAGGUGUGGUUGAAUUUAUUCUGCCACAGUGUCUUAUUGUCUAGGCCUAUAUAUCACGGUGGCAAGGUUUAUGAACUAACAGGUUAUAGAGCAAACAACCCAAUUAUCACAACACCUAGGUUGUAUAGGUUAUUCUUUUCUGCCUUGUCUUCCUCGAUGAUGUUACCUACGCACAGCUACUGUAGAAACGAAUUGGGUUUAUUUUGGACAGAUUUUGGCGAGAGUGAAACCUCUCUCUUCGCCUCUUAUUCUCUGACUGAGCUUCCUCCCCUCACCAUAUUUGGGAAUGAAAAUUCCAACCGGAUGCUACAGAUUUAUACAUCCGGUAAAAAAUCUGUCUCUUUGUUCUAUCAUCUGUGGGCACCAUCAAAUAGGCGGCGCCUACUUCCCAAAUGGGCAAGAGUCAAACGAUCUACACUUGUCAUUUGACAAACCUUGCUUCUCGAGUUGGAUUGACAUAUUGCUUAACCAACCGCCAUGGUGUUCGUUGUGGUGGCCCUUCCCCCUCCGAUGACGUGGUGUUACUGUUAUAAUUUUUGUCGGAUAACAGGACGAAAGCCAAUGUACUGAGGUGAGAUGCUACAGUGUUGCACUAUUGGGGUCAACUGAAGUGCAAACGUUCGUUCAAAAAUAUACCAGAUUUCUCUGCUGACUUACAAGUGUCCCUGUUCUACCAGUCCUUGACCCAGUACGGUAGUAGAAUGUCUCGGGAACAGCUGGUGGUAGAGAGGGCAAGGAGGGCCUUCCAGACCGGUAUGUCGAAACCCCUGAAGUUCAGAGUUCACCAGCUUAAGAACCUGCACCGUUUCAUCACAGAGAGACGCAAGGACAUUGCAGACGCUGUCAAGAAGGACCUUAACAAGACUGAACACAGCACAGAGUUGUUUGAGACCCUGGGUCUGGAAGGGGAGAUCGACGUGGCUGUGGAGAGGCUAGCAGAAUGGGCUGCCCCUCGGCCUGUAGAGAAGAGCCUCCUCACCAUCUUAGACGAGGUAUACAUCCAGCCAGAGCCUCUGGGAGUGGUCCUCAUCAUCGGGGCCUGGAACUAUCCCUGGGCAGUGACCCUUCAGCCCCUGGUCGCGGCUAUUGCUGCAGGUAAUGCUGCUGUGGUUAAGCCGUCAGAGGUCAGCUCUCAUUCAGCCAAGGUCAUGGAGGAACUGCUCCCUCUCUACCUGGACAAGGAGCUGUACCCUGUAGUGUGUGGGGGUGUCUCAGAGACCCAGGAGUUGCUGCGUCAGCGUUUCGACCACAUCUUCUACACAGGGAACAGCACUGUGGGUAAACUGGUGAUGGAGGCCGCAGCCCGACACCUCACCCCUGUGACCCUGGAGCUGGGGGGGAAGAGCCCCUGUUACAUCGAUAAGGACGUCGACCUCAGAGUUGCGUGCCGGCGUAUCACCUGGGGGAAGUUUGUGAACUGUGGUCAGACGUGCAUCGCCCCAGACUACAUCCUGUGUGAACCCAGCAUCCAGAACAGAGUGGUGGAGGAGAUCAGGAAAUGCAUCACGGAGUUUUAUACGGACGACCCAAAGUCCUUCGAGGACUACGGACGCAUCAUUAACCAGCGCCACUUCCAGAGGGUGAUGUCACUGCUCGAGGGGAGUACUGUGGCCAUCGGAGGAGACAGCGACCAGUCACAAUGCUAUAUAGCCCCCACGGUGCUGAAGGACGUGACAGGGGGCUCCAAGGUGAUGCAAGAGGAGAUCUUUGGUCCCCUGCUCCCCAUUGUCACUGUUAGUGGAGUGGACGAGGCUAUACAGUUCAUCAAUGAGAGAGAGAAGCCUCUGGCCCUCUACGUGUUCUCACCUGACAACAAGUUGAUCAGGAGGGUGAUAGCAGAGACUUCUAGUGGGGCCCUAGUGGCCAAUGACUGUCUGGUCCACUUUACUGUCAGUGCUCUCCCCUUCGGAGGGGUGGGUAACAGUGGUAUGGGACGCUACCACAGCCAGCACGGCUUUGACCAGCUCAGCCACCUGCGUGCCUGUCUCAUUAAGAAGCUAAACCUGGAGGAUGCCAACGCCAUGCGUUACCCGCCCCACACGGCUAAGAAGCUGGGCUGGGCACGCUUCUUCCUCCUGAAGCGGGUCAACCUGCGCCGGCUCAGACGCAUGGCGCUACUGGCCCUGUUCUCUGCCAUGGCUGCCUUCAUAGUACAGAGGUUCCUGCGGUGAUGCUGAUGUGGGGAAACUGUACGUGAGGCUCCACCAUCUUGGACCCUGAUUUAGACUUGUCGUGCUGGGGCAACAGUUAUGUCUCAGUGUCAGUCAUAAACAUAGCAAAAUUGCAAUAGUUCAUUUUUAAUCACAAUUAUUUAACUGUUUUUAAAACAAGGGUUAUGAACCAUUAAUCAUUUUAGAGGUGUUUAUGAUGCAAGUAAACCUGUAUAUUGGAGGUUAUUUUUUAAAUUUCGUAUCGUGUCCUACACAUUUCAUCUCUGUUGCACUGUUGCAAAUGGAUUCUAACCUCAAUGGAAGACUGAGUACCAUGCAUUUGCAUUAUUCCUGGGAAUUUCCUAAAGGAGUGCAACUGUUUUGUACUGUAAAGAAUGUGCCUCUUGUUGUACUAGUUUUUAUAUUGAUUAUGUCAACAGUACUUUAUGUUUAGUAUAAAAAGAAAAGUUGCCUGCCUUAUAUACUGUCUUAACAUUAACAAUGAGAUGAUCAGUUUUUUAUUUAAGAUAUUAAAAUGACAUUUAGGCUUAGCUGUGAAAUUAUAUGUAAUAAGACUGUGAAGAGUUAUUCAUUUCAAAUAAAAAGUUAUCUUGUU